Ruditapes philippinarum (Manila clam) is the source of this 2649-nucleotide messenger RNA. RefSeq lists its product as uncharacterized. The record is from RefSeq and is a predicted model, not a curated record. The transcript has 3 exons. The coding region runs from base 268 to 2148 and encodes 626 amino acids. NCBI's taxonomy places the organism in Eukaryota, Metazoa, Mollusca, Bivalvia, Venerida, Veneridae.
UAGCGAGAGAGAGAGAGCGGGAAAACGUAUGAGUCACUGUACAUAAUCUAUAACCACUAGGCAGGCCGAUUUAAAGGACAGUCAUGAAUACGGUGUACGUUCUAUAACUGGAGUUCCGAUACAAGAUCUGAUGACUAGCGCCUGACAAAUACGUGUUGCUCUUAUUCCUAGUGUUGAUGUCUUUAAAUAUGUGAGGAUUUUGCUUUUUGACUGGCUAAUAAAUUGGAUAGGAAAAUACAUGACAUAUUGAAGUCUUAAAAAAUCAACAUGAAAUUUAGACAAUUCGAGUUUCGUCUGUUUCCGAGGCUUCGAAACAGGAAGAAGAAGAAGACGAAGAUAAAUCAUCCUGAUUACCCACGUGACAUCAGUUUAGAUAAAAAUAGUAACUUGUAUCAGGAAAACUUUCCGUGCUUCUAUGACAAUUUUGCCGCAGAAACAGCUAUUUCUGAGCAGUUUCCUGGAUAUAUUUUAUGUAGAAGCAAUGGCACAGUGUUUGACACUUUCGACAGUUCAUCCAAUGACGAUACGUGUUCAAAGGGAUUCCCCUUCAAAGAGCUAAAAAUAGACAUUGACAGCGCGUGCAGUUGUUCUCAAUGCGCAUGUAUCGGUGAUCAUCUUUAUAACAACCAGAUGUCGUGCGAGGUGUUUUCGGGAUCAUGCGUCGGAAGUUUGGGGACUCCGAAUACCAUUCCAAGGUCAAGAACCCGUAUAAAGACAAAUCCAUGGUUGCCGUCACCAAGGUCAACUCCUAGUCCUACAGGUCAAUACCAGCAAAUAGAGGAGUUUUGUGCGAAUGAACAUUUAAAUAUAAACCGGCCGAGUACUCUCCCUUUACUAACACCCUACAGUUCAGAUUAUCUGAAGGGAGAGAAACAAGUGUCGGCCUCAUUUAACGGGCUUGCUGGGAUACCAGAACACGGAAUAAUACAUGACGGUUCGAGCAAAAAACUUUACGACAACGGAGGGGAAUACCUGUAUAAGACAAUAAGAAAGAAGAGCAAAUUACCUGAAAUUGACAAUGUCAUACAUUCGCCCUUAGAUAGUUUACUCAAAGAUGAUUCAAAUUACGAAACUGAUGUUUCAAGUUGUACCUCACCGUUAAAUGAAUUCCUUAAAUGUGUCAAGUAUGAGAUAAAUUUCGCCUACGAAAAGAACGUCGAUGAUCUCUUAGAAAGUUCAACAUUUCCGCGUGACGAUAGCUUUAAUUCCAUCAUCAAUAUCCGCGCAGACGUUCCUGAUCAUUCUGAGAUUGACUGUGGUGACAAAGCCACAUGUGAAACGAAGCUUGAAGAGGACGUGGAAUUAACUUUUGGCGAUUCGAAUAAUAACAUGCAAGAAUCUAUCGAUACCGGAUACGGAAGUGUAUCCCCUGACAGCGACUUCCUGUCGUCUGAUGAAGAAUUUGGAGCAAACUCGGAAAGUAAGUACGUUUCUAAAGUUGCGGAAAAUAAAUUUAGUGAGGAAAAUGACAUAGCCAAUGUAUCUGAAUCAUCUACAAACGAUUUAAGUGAACUUGUAAAGCAUUCCGUCUCAGCACAAGAUAUGGACCAAUCACGUGACAGUGAUAUGUCUAAAGAUAAAGACACUAGCUGUGAUUUCAGUGAUACGAGUGAUUUGGAAUGGGACGAUGAACCCAUGACACAAACGCUAAUACUCGAAUUCCCACAAUUCAUUCCAAGUCAAAAUGAUUCCACUUUUGACAAUUGUCUGGCUGACAACAACUCGGAUUCAUACCAACCGCCAAUUAAAAGAUACAAUUCUGUGAAGUACAGGAGAAAUAAAGGAAAAGACAUUUCUGAAAAGGAGUGCAUCUGUCGUCGAAGAAGGUCAAGAUCGUUAGCUGACAUAGAGCUGAGUCUAGACGAAAAAGUCGUUCUCCUCAGAGAAGAGAAAACAUUUGUCCAGCGUAAGAUUCACGAGGCUAUAUUAGAAGAAAGGGUUCGAGAACACCAAAUGAAGAUUUUUAGACUUUUGUCCGGGGACAAGAAAAAGAAGCUGAUAGAGCAGACGUUACAUAAUCUCAAAACGAGACUCGAAGACCAGAGUGCACGCCUACAAGCUAGCUACAGUACUGUCCUCUCUCUACAGAAUCUUUAUUCAAAACGGAGAGGAAAUGCAACAGAUGAAACAGUGCAAAAUGAAUGUUAAUGAUCUAGAUAAAAUUUAUGUCUCGAAGCAUUAUGAAUAUAUCAAGGACUAAAUGAAGUAAAAUCUGAAGAUUGUCGGUAGGGAAUCAUGUUAUAUGUAUAUGGAAAAGUCUUACUAAAAUGCAUUGUUUAAUAUAUUUAGGCCUAAAUUAAGUAAAUUUUAUUGUUUGUCAAUAAGGAAUUACUUUCUAUGUUUUAUAUCUUGAAUAACGAACGAUUGAUGCUAAAAAGAUGUUAAACGAAACUGAUGAUAUAUUAUUUGCAUAAAAAUGCAGCAUCCGAAAUAAUGACAAGAAAUCGUUUGGACCAAAUGUUGUGUAAGAUAUUUUUCAGUUUUUAUGGUACAAGAUUUGAUGAGUUUUGUGCAAUAUGUUAUUUAUUUGUUGAUGUUGUUGUUGUUAUUGUUGUUUGCAAAUACUAUUAUGUAUAUGUGAAUCAAAUGGACUUGUUAAAACAUAUUUAUAAAUGUAGAUUUAGUUCUAAAAAUAAAAGAAGAAAAACU